Messenger RNA from Lingula anatina, 1164 nucleotides. RefSeq lists its product as uncharacterized. Lineage: Eukaryota; Metazoa; Brachiopoda; Lingulata; Lingulida; Lingulidae. The record is from RefSeq and is a predicted model, not a curated record.
GCUUAGCAACAAGGAAAGCUUCAAAAUGGCGGCACUGAGCAUGGGUGACUUCGGCACCUAUAAACUGGCGUUUAGCCGUCAUAUGCAACGCCAGUUGGAACUAGAGGAAGCAGCAAAGCAAGAAGAGGUUGUUUGGAUUAACCAGAGAUAUACACCAAGAGAUGAACGCAGCACUGCCCCCGUGCCACGUUACAAACACAUGGUUGGCCCCCUUCCACAUCCACCUUCACACUGGGUACCUAUCGGGGAGGCACCUCUUACGUCUUUCUCAAGGGACGAUGGCAGAGUAUUUGUAUCCCAGCCAAGUACCAGAUGUGAACAGUGGUCCACAUUAAGACAAAUGAUACCGUCAUCCGGGAGUGCCAUGCGAAUAACACCUCCUAAUUGGGGGACUGGUUUAGCACCUCCUCCAUCUAUGUCACAGAGAAAGCAGCGAAGAUUUCCUAUUGUCAAUAGUCCACAGACGAGGUAUGUGGAUGACAUGCAUACAACUCACAAACUCUUCAGGCUUUACUAAAAGAACAUCACUUAGGUGGCACCUAGACAAUCAAGCAGCCCAAACAGGAUGUUAGAUUUUCAUUCAAAAACUUUCAUACAAAACGAGAAGCUUAAAAUAACAUCUAAUCCAUAAACUAGUUACAUGUACCAAUUACUGUACCUAUCAUAUUAUGUGGAAGCAUCUUAUGUUAUUUGAUUAAAAAUCUUAACUUGUCUUAUUUAUUCUUUGAUACCAUGGCACUCCCUGUGUUUAGUGCAUAUUUAGACAAUAUUGUGGCUUCCACUUACUGUCUGUGUUGCUGAUUAUUGCUCAAUUGCUCAAAUCAGAAUUAUGUAUUUAUGAAAUUAUAAAGCAGUAUAAGAUGUUUUAUAUUUUGAAUUGAUUAUAUUGUAAAGUUUUGAAAUUUCAUCUUGAUUUUAUAUUCAUCUUGAUUUUAAAAUAAGUUUCCAUACACUGGGAAAUUUAAAUUAAGUAUAAUAUUUGAGGCAGUGUAUGUAAACAAUCAUUUUACUUCUUUGCUCUAUAUAUCAAGAAAGAAAGUCAAUUAUAAGUGGCAAAAUAUCUGUUUGACAUUUUUUCUGUGAUGUGUUCAUUACAUGCAUUGAACUUGAAGAUAAUGCUUCUUGCAUUAUUUGCAUAAUAAAGUAACUUGUCAUAUAUAUAUA